Drosophila bipectinata is the source of this 352-nucleotide messenger RNA. It is a transcript of the gene Eig71Eg, whose product is annotated as Ecdysone-induced gene 71Eg. NCBI's taxonomy places the organism in Eukaryota, Metazoa, Arthropoda, Insecta, Diptera, Drosophilidae. The record is from RefSeq and is a predicted model, not a curated record.
AUGUCUAAACUUCUGUUGGCUUUUGCUCUUUGCUGUCUGCUGGUGGUCCAAAUCAAAGCCCAGGAUCCGGAAGGUCGAAGGUUCUGCGAUCGCUUGACCGCAGAGUGUGUUCGUCACGAACGCCAAGUGGGCACCGUCGACGACACAGUCACCAUUUACAAUAACCACUGCCGUCGAUCCAAUCGCAACUGGAGGAACAUAACCCGAUGUGAACUGGUCCGUGCAUCCUGUUUAUUGACCAUGUUUCGAUGCGACAAUCCCACCUGCAAAAAUGUGGCUGACAGCCUUCUUUCCUAGGCAAGGCGGUGGAUGAAUUUAAAAUUCUUUAAAACUAUCUAUGAAGUUUAAUAAA